Dioscorea cayenensis subsp. rotundata (Guinea yam) is the source of this 1030-nucleotide messenger RNA. RefSeq lists its product as uncharacterized. NCBI's taxonomy places the organism in Eukaryota, Viridiplantae, Streptophyta, Magnoliopsida, Dioscoreales, Dioscoreaceae. The transcript is spliced from 2 exons. Bases 190 to 759 code for a protein of 189 amino acids. The record is from RefSeq and is a predicted model, not a curated record.
AAGGUCGGCUGACAAGAAGGGAAAAAAAAAAAAAACAAUUCCUUUAAUUAAAUAAUUAAUUUUUAAAUUAAUUAUUAGUGAAGAAAAGAAUACAACCAAAACAAUCGGGUAAAGCAAUUCCAUCCCUGGUUCUUCAAUCAAACCUCUUCCUCAAUCUGAGAUCCAACAAAGAAAGAGAAAGAGAAAGAGAUGGUGUUGUGGGAGUUAACGGUGGCCACCGCUUACUUUUUAGGUUUGAAGAGGACGUACAAGCUCGCUCUCAGGAUCCAGCGCCGCCUCGUCGGCCCCAACCAUCCCAACAUCCGUCUAUUCCUCUACAGGCGCACCCGUAGUGUCUUCGAUAUGGCUGUUAAGGUCCAUAAAAAUGUUCAAGAAAGAGACUUGGAACUUGGAAGAAGCAUUGGGAGCCGAAUUCUUCGGUGGCUUGAUCGCAUGAAACCUUCAGCACAGAUUCGACCUCCUAAGAGCAUACUGGAUACUUCUACCAACAGCGACAAGGCCAAGCAUAUGAUGAACUCUGCAGAGCCGCCUCAGCAAACAUCGAGGCUUGACAUCAAAACUAAAGAACAAGAAUCAAACAAUCGGCUGAAUUUCACACCUCUGAUCAAUAUGCAGAAAAAAAUCACGCCAAUGACGACCACAAUGAUUCAACAACCAAUAAGACCAGCCAGCAUGAGUGAUCAAUACCGUCGCAUAUCAUACAAGAUGCCCGGUGUUUUCAGGAAGGAUAUCGCACUGUGGAUGAUGCACAAUCAAUGAAUUAAAGCUUCUGAAAGUUUUGCUUUCAAGUAACAUCUAGCCUUGCAGAUGAGGUCUUUAAUGAUAAGCCAGCCUUUGUAUUGCUGAGCCUCUCAUUGUCCAAAACACACCUUAGCUAUUGCCCCUAACAUACACAGGCUCAUUUUUUUCAAUGACCAGACUGUGAUACAGGUUAGAGAGCUGGAUUAAUUUUGUAUGUUAUUUGUAGUAAUAUUUGCAGUUGCCAAUGUUGUAUUCUCAAACCAUUUUGAAUGCAAUUGACAUUGUUUAA